ACCAAGUACACAAGUUAGCUCUGAUGGACACUACCACCAUGAAGAGAUCCACAGCUACCAUCCUCCUGCUGAUGCUUUCGCUCGUGUCCCUCGCUUCUGCCGGCGACGUGGACAACACCAUCCGCCUCCCGAGCGACGGCAAAGGAAUUCCUGAUGAAGCGAGCAUGGCGCUGACCGGGGCGAGGGAGAAGCUGGGCGGCGAGGAGAGGCCGUGGGAAUGCUGCGACCGGACCAUCUGCACCAGGUCGAUGCCGCCGCUCUGCCUCUGCCUGGACCAGGUCGAGCGAUGCGCCGCCGCGUGCAAGCGCUGCGAGCCGGCCGACUCUGACCGGUCCCUCUACGUGUGCCGCGACCAGUACUUCGGCGACCCCGGGCCCAGCUGCACCGACGGCGACGCCGUUGCCGCCGCCGGCGGUAACUAGCACGCGCGCGUUGAUGCAUGAUGAUCACCCGGCCAGCCGGUCAAACUGCGUUGUGGUCGUCGUCGUCGUUCGUUCGCUAGGUCAAACUGCUUGCUGCAGCAUGGAUGUUAGUGUAAGAAUAAUAUAUCGGUGGCCCUACUAUGCCACGUCUUUGGUGACGACCUCGACACUCAAUACAAGAUCCUAAGAAUACGCACGUACUACCACGUGUUGAUCUGAUCUGAUCUUUGAUUGUACAACGUUCGAGAUGAUCAGUCAGACGGAGUGCUAGGUGCUGCUCCAUGCUGCUGUAAUGCAAGUUGUAUGGUAGUUCGGCAACGACGAUGGAUAUGAAUAAUAACAAGAGCUGUGGUGAUCAGGGAGUGAGUGCAAUAUAUAAAUGCUAAUUUUGUUGCU
Messenger RNA from Triticum aestivum (bread wheat), 818 nucleotides. Its product is annotated as Bowman-Birk type bran trypsin inhibitor. The record is from RefSeq and is a predicted model, not a curated record. Gene Ontology annotation, cellular component: extracellular region. The transcript is spliced from 2 exons. Bases 24 to 422 code for a protein of 132 amino acids. Gene Ontology annotation, molecular function: serine-type endopeptidase inhibitor activity. NCBI's taxonomy places the organism in Eukaryota, Viridiplantae, Streptophyta, Magnoliopsida, Poales, Poaceae.